Prunus dulcis (almond) is the source of this 1294-nucleotide messenger RNA. RefSeq names its product epoxide hydrolase A-like. Lineage: Eukaryota; Viridiplantae; Streptophyta; Magnoliopsida; Rosales; Rosaceae. The record is from RefSeq and is a predicted model, not a curated record. The transcript is spliced from 4 exons. Gene Ontology annotation, molecular function: hydrolase activity. Bases 101 to 1063 code for a protein of 320 amino acids.
CAUUAAUUAAAUUAUAUACAAAGCACCUUGAUCAUCACCGCUGGCCUUUGAACAUACCUCUCUCAGCUCUCUCUGAGACUUGAGGACCUGUACGGAGAUCAUGGAUUACAUGAUUGAAGUAAAUCACCAGAGGAUCAAAACCAACGGAAUUUGGCUGCAUGUAGCAGAAAAAGGAACAGGUCCUCUUGUUCUCUUGCUUCAUGGCUUCCCAGAACUCUGGUAUGCUUGGCGCCACCAGAUCAACCACUUGGCCGAGAAUGGCUACCAUGUGGUGGCGCCUGACUUGAGAGGCUAUGGUGACUCUGAUUCUCCUCUCAACCCCAAUUCCUACACCAUUUUCCACAUAGUUGGAGACCUCGUCGGCUUACUUGACCAUUUUGGUCAACGGAAGGCAUAUGUUGUGGGGCAUGAUUGGGGAGCUGUUGCUGGGUGGCAUUUGAGCUUGUUUAGGCCUGAUAGAGUGAUAGGGCUGGUAAAUCUAACUGUUCCAUACUUUCCAAGAUCUCCAACAACUAAAACUACAGAAGCAAUCAGAGAAUUGUAUGGAGAUGGAACUCAUGUCAUUCAAUUCCAGGAACCAGGAAGAGCAGAGAGAGCGUUUGCAAGGUAUGACUACACGACGGUGAUGAAGAAGUUCUUGCUGAUAACCGACAACAUGAUAGCUCCUCCGGACAUGGAAUUUAUUGAUUUCCUGGACACAAAAUCAGCAUUGCCAGCGUGGCUAACUGAAGAAGAUAUCCGGGUCUUCGCUGAAAAAUUUGAGGAAUCUGGAUUCACUGGUCCUUUGAACUACUAUCGUGCAAUGGACUUGAGUUGGGAGCUUCUUGCACCCUGGCAAGGAUCGAAAAUUACGGUACCUGUGAAGUUCAUGAUUGGUGACAAAGAUUUCGGCUUUAAGUCACAUGGAACAAGUGAAUUUGUGCUAGGUGAUGAUUUCAGGAGCCUUGUCCCCAACCUUGAAGUGGUUGUUAUAGGCGGCCACCAUUUCAUCGAGCAAGAGAACCCUCAAGAAGUCUCCAGCCAAAUACUUUCCUUCCUGCGUGAACAUCCUGUAGAUCAAUGAAAUUGUUUAGUGUGCUUCUGAAUAAAUCCCAAAUGGUUUGUGGGGUAUAUUGAACCAAUAUGGGGUUCAAUUAAAACCAUCCUUUUCUUUGUUCUGUAUCAGGGUUGGAUGAUUUUCUGUGCUUUGUGUUUGUUCUUUCUUCUUCUUAAGGCAUUUAGAAAUUCUGUUUAUAACCUAAUGUAAUGGCCUCUUUGACAUGCCAAAUUAACCACCACCUGGUUUGUGAAAUAA